This is a messenger RNA of Mastomys coucha (southern multimammate mouse), 3076 nucleotides long. RefSeq names its product Sp9 transcription factor (gene Sp9). Bases 389 to 1849 code for a protein of 486 amino acids. Lineage: Eukaryota; Metazoa; Chordata; Mammalia; Rodentia; Muridae. The transcript is spliced from 3 exons. Gene Ontology annotation, biological process: regulation of transcription by RNA polymerase II. Gene Ontology annotation, molecular function: RNA polymerase II cis-regulatory region sequence-specific DNA binding; DNA-binding transcription factor activity, RNA polymerase II-specific. The record is from RefSeq and is a predicted model, not a curated record.
AGAAACUGGUGGACAGAAGAGGACCAGAAUCCUGGCCUCUGGCCUUUCUUGUUCUUAGGCUAAGAUGCAGCCCGCCCCCCUCCCACCCACGCCCGCAGACUUGACUGGCACGCGCCAGGAGCCCGGGCUCGGGCCCCUCGGAGCGUCUGAUUGGCUGCGGGGCAGCUCCCGUCUGCUCUGCCUGCGCCCUCAUUGGGCGAGAGGCGCAGCCAGCGGCACUUCAAAGCGGGUGCUCCUCGCACUUAGGCUGAGUUUUGCCGGCGGGAGCCCAGAGUCCGCUCGGCGCGAGCGCGGGACGCGGCAGCCGCGCGGGACCCGAAUUCUGAUUCCCAGCAGCCGCCAGGCUUAACACCGCUCCCGGCCUCGCCGCGCAGCCCGAAGACCUGCUAUGGCCACGUCUAUACUCGGGGAAGAGCCACGCUUCGGAACGACCCCGUUGGCCAUGCUGGCGGCGACUUGCAACAAGAUCGGCAACACGAGCCCCCUGACGACCCUGCCCGAGUCCAGCGCCUUCGCCAAAGGCGGCUUCCACCCCUGGAAGCGCUCCUCGUCCAGCUGCAACCUCGGCUCCAGCCUCUCGGGCUUCGCGGUGGCCACGGGCGGCCGCGGCUCGGGCAGCCUGGCGGGUGGCUCGGGAGCCGCCAACAGCGCCUUCUGCCUGGCCUCCACGUCCCCCACGUCGUCCGCCUUCAGCAGCGACUACGGCGGCCUCUUUUCCAACUCGGCGGCGGCGGCGGCCGCGGCGGCCGGCGUGUCCCCGCAGGAGGCGGGCGGCCAGUCGGCCUUCAUCUCCAAGGUGCACACGACGGCGGCCGACGGUCUGUACCCGCGCGUGGGCAUGGCGCACCCGUACGAGUCGUGGUACAAGUCGGGCUUCCACUCGACGCUGGCGGCCGGCGAGGUGACCAACGGCGCGGCGUCGUCGUGGUGGGACGUGCACGGCAGCCCCGGGUCCUGGCUGGAGGUGCAGAACCCCGCCGGGGGGCUGCAGAGCUCGCUGCACUCGGGCGCCCCCCAGGCCUCGCUGCACUCGCAGCUGGGCACCUACAACCCCGACUUCAGCUCGCUCACGCACUCGGCCUUCAGCUCCACCGGCCUCGGCUCGUCGGCCGCCGCAGCCUCGCACCUGCUCUCCACCAGCCAGCACCUGCUGGCCCAGGACGGCUUCAAGCCGGUGCUGCCCUCCUACUCGGACUCCAGCGCCGCGGUGGCCGCGGCGGCCGCCAGCGCUAUGAUCUCGGGCGCCGCGGCGGCCGCCGCCGGGGGCAGCUCGGCGCGCUCCGCCCGGCGCUACUCGGGCCGCGCCACCUGCGACUGCCCCAACUGCCAGGAGGCCGAGCGGCUGGGUCCGGCCGGGGCGAGCCUCCGACGCAAGGGGCUGCACAGCUGUCACAUCCCGGGCUGCGGCAAGGUGUACGGCAAGACGUCGCACCUGAAGGCGCACCUGCGCUGGCACACGGGCGAGCGGCCGUUCGUGUGCAACUGGCUCUUCUGCGGCAAGCGCUUCACGCGCUCGGACGAGCUGCAGCGGCACCUGCGGACUCACACGGGCGAGAAGCGCUUCGCCUGCCCGGUGUGCAACAAGCGGUUCAUGCGCAGCGACCACCUGAGCAAACACAUUAAGACGCACAACGGGGGCGGCGGGGGCAAAAAGGGCAGCGACAGUGACACGGACGCCAGCAACCUGGAGACGCCCCGCUCCGAGUCCCCGGACCUCAUCCUGCACGACUCCGGCGUCAGCGCAGCCCGGGCGGCGGCGGCGGCAGCGGCGGCGGCGGCGGCGGCAGCGGCGGCGGCAGCGGCUUCGGCGGGAGGAAAGGAAGCUGCGAGCGGUCCCAACGACUCCUAGAGGUUGGCGGAGAGGCGCGAGCGAGCAAGUAGAGACACCCAGAGCGAGCGAGCGAGCGAGCGAGAGGUUCGGAGGGCGAGCGAGUGGGCGCACGGGAGGGCAGGGGCUCCAGCGACGCCCCCGGAGCCCAGGCUGGGCGCGAGGUGGAGCAGCGCGGAACCCCGGGCGGUGGCUUGCAGGCGGCGCCGGAGUUGCUCUCCACCCAUUGCGCCCAGAUGAGAAUCGAUCUCGAGGUCCAGAAACAAAAGCGAGCCAUCCUCCGACAGGUUCAAAAGUGCACACACACACACACACACACACACACACACACACACACACACACCAGAGACCCACAACCGCAAGAACGCACACUUCCGCGCGCGCACUCAGAGGCACCCACUCGAACAAACUUCUCCAGAGAAGAGCAAUACACAGAAAUGUCCCCUCCCUCCACUGCCCACUGCCCACUCCCCCCACCAUCCUUCUCUGUCCUUUUCUCAAAAACAAAAAAACAAAAACUAGCUACCAUUCAGCAAAGGACUGUCAGAACUUUCGAAUGAAAACAAACGAGACCUAUAAAAACAGACCGUUGGUGUGGAUUAUAUUAUAUAUAAAAUCUCCAAGUCCUGCUUGAUGUCUACUUACAAUGAGACUUUUUUUUUUUCUAAAAAAGGAAGCAUCAAAAAAGGCUUAAGGUGAGAGAUUCAACUGGAAGUCUAGCAACAGUUUCUCUGUAUUUCAUAACAUCUGUAUAAAUAGGGUUCAAAGGAUUGUGUUCUCUUUUAUUUUCUUGUAAAUGUUCAUUCGAAUAGGUUUUUUUUGUGAAUUCCUGAAAUUCAGGGAGUUUCUUUUUAAUUUUCUGAUGCACUUUGUGAAAGUCAGUAUAUAUGUAAAAGAUAUUUAAAAUGUUGAGUUACCAUUUCACUCAAAACACGUAAGUUAAGGUCAUCUAAAGAAAUUAAAUGCGUUUAUCUGUAUGAAGAGAAUCUUGACAUCAUAUUUUCAUUUUGGUGUUAUUAAAGGACUCUAAACAACACUCCUCCUUUUAAAAAAAUAUCCUGUUUCCCCCUCAAUAAUCUUUAAUGUGGAAUCAACUAUUUUUUGGUUGGGAAACAAAUUCCCUUAAUGUUAGUUGUAGGCAAUGAAGUUUAUAUGGGUUGCAAAAGCCAUAACACACAUACAUUUUUUUGAGAAGUCAAAAUUAUUUAUUUGUAUAUCAACAGCAUAAAUUAAAUCGGGUUAUAAGAA